Messenger RNA from Conger conger (European conger), 3249 nucleotides. It is a transcript of the gene slx1b, whose product is annotated as SLX1 homolog B, structure-specific endonuclease subunit. Gene Ontology annotation, molecular function: 5'-flap endonuclease activity; crossover junction DNA endonuclease activity. The transcript is spliced from 6 exons. Gene Ontology annotation, biological process: double-strand break repair via homologous recombination. Gene Ontology annotation, cellular component: Slx1-Slx4 complex. The record is from RefSeq and is a predicted model, not a curated record. Bases 321 to 1121 code for a protein of 266 amino acids. NCBI's taxonomy places the organism in Eukaryota, Metazoa, Chordata, Actinopteri, Anguilliformes, Congridae.
GGCAUUCACACGUUCGAUCCUCUUUUAAUAAACAUACAUACAAAAACGUAUAUGGAAGAAAAAAUAUAUAAUUGUUCCUUUCGAAAAAUCUACUAGGAAAUAUCCGGCGAUAAUUGAAGUUCCUGGUAAAUUUGUUUAACUGUCGCUAUUCCAGAUAUCUUAGGAUACGUUUGUAAUUGUUACCAUAACGUAGCUUAUUUGUUUAUCGAUAUUAGGAGUGAGUAGUAUUCUCUGUACAACGAAUGUCAGAAAAUGAACUACUAUAACAAGCAAUCUGGUGCCCAUUUCUUCCUGUUAAUUCGUCUGAAAAGUACUUUGGGAUGGUAGUGGAGGUGGAGAACUUCUUCGGUGUGUACAUGUUGUACUGCACUAAUCCCAAAUUCAAGGGUCGCAUUUACAUCGGCUUCACGGUGAACCCAGAACGCCGGAUAGGGCAGCAUAAUGCUGGCCGACAUAGGGGUGGAGCGAAGAGGACCAGUGGAAGAGGACCAUGGGAAAUGGUUCUCAUCAUUCACGGCUUUCCAUCGGACAUUGCAGCUUUGAGGUUUGAGUGGGCAUGGCAGCACCCCCACUCCUCCCGGCGCUUGACCCAUGUGGCUCGAAGGACACGGCGUGAGUCCAGCCUCCAGUUCCAUUGGCGCGUGGUGUCACAUAUGCUACGGGUGGCGCCGUGGAACCGCCUGCCACUCACUGCUCGCUGGUUAAGACAGGAGUACCAGCUGGAUUUUGACCCCAGCCUCCACCCCCCUCUGCACAUCCCUGUGGCCUUUGGUAGCGUGCGAGCCAAGAAGCAGUUACAGAAAGUCCCUGGAGAGGACCAGCUGGAGGAACAAAGACUGGAGACCUGUCUACUGUGUCUGGAGACUGUGAAUUCCGUAGACAGGAUGUCCUGUUUACAUCCCUCCUGUCAAAUGACUAGUCACAUGAUUUGCUUAGCCAAGCACUUUCUGAAGUCUGAGCCCACCCAUCUACUUCCUGUGGAAGGGGAAUGUCCUGGCUGUCGUCAUUCUGUGCUGUGGGGUAGUCUGAUUCGUCAGAAGAAAGGCUGCUAUGGCGACUUGGAAGAAAUUACAGCAUCAUCAGCAUCUCAGAGCCACUGGGCAGAUGAACUGCAGGUCUGAAGAGAACCUGUUCUGACACAACCAGUGCCAACAAAAUCCUGCACAGAAUCACCAGAGAUCAUCUGCAGCAAUUCAUUUAGUUCAACUUUUUGAGACACCUUUUAAAAGCAAGAAUCUGUGCCACGGCUGAUGGAUGCAGACCCUCUCAUUGUAUAGAUUGUACAUAUAGCGCAUGGCAAUUGUUUGCGAGAAUUGGACAGACCAUUUCUCAGGUGUAUUCUUAACAUCAUUUAGACAUUCAUAUUUAGAUGUGUUUAUGUCAAUGAUGGGUGAAAUCGAAUUCAGACAAAAAUUAAGUGAUUUUUAUUGUUUUGUCAGAGGACAUUAAGUAGUGAGACUCAAUUUUUGUAAGAUGUUUUUAAUGCACAUACCCUUUUAACAAGUUUAGAAAUUCCUUUUUUUAUUUUUAUUUUGAAAAUGCUAACUGAAGGUAUUUGGGUCGGUGUUACCGUCCUAGCAAACUAAUGUUAGUUAGGAUGGUGUUACCAGGACCACUGUAAAAUAUCAUGCAUUUAAAAAAGAAUAAAAUAGUACAAUAAUAAUACAAAAUAAUUUGGUUUUAAUUAUAGCCUCAAGCAUGAGGUCAGUACAGUAAAUCAGGACUGCUCUUUGUAUGCAUUCAGUAUCCUUUUGACCUUCUAGGAUUACCGUUGUUCAACUGUACCCUUUUAGUAUCAAUGAUAGGUUGCUGUUGCCAGUGUUGCCAAUUACCAUAUUUGUUUCCAAAACUGGUAACUGCUGGGGCUGACCUGGAGAAAGGCUUUGCUGAGUGUGUAUUUUUGCAUGUAUUAGGGGUGUCCAGUCUUAUCCGAAAAGGCUGAUGUGGGUGCUGUUGGUUUUUGUUUUUGCUCAGCACUACACCACCUAAUUCAACUAUUUAAUUAAUAACUAAGUGUCUGAGUGCUAGAUAGUGCACUGUCUGUGGGACAGUGACACGGGUUUGGCUCUGUAUUCAAGCACAUUGAAUUAGAACAGUGAAUAUGUACAGAUGGUCACAGUGCUUUUUUGUUUUCUCCCAAUUUGUUAGCCAGUUGUACCCUAUCUAUUCCAAUCACCCAUGUUGCUGUGGCAGCCCAGGAGGAUCAGGAUAUUACAUUACAUUAUUGGCAUUUGGCAGGCGCUCUUGUCCAAAGCGACAUGCAGUUGAUUAGACUAAGCAGGAGACAAUCCUCCCCUGGAGCAAUGCAGGGUUAAGGGCCUUGCUCAAGGGCCCGAUGGCUGUGCGGAUCUUAUUGUAGCUACGCCGGGGAUCAAACCACCUUGCAGGUGCCAGUCAUGUACCUUAACCACUACGCUACCGGCCACUCCGAGGCGAGUGCGAUCAGGGCUCUACUGUAUAUGGUGAUCCUACAGCCCCUGCCGAGUCCCUCCCCUCACCCUCGGAGUGGCGAGCCAAUUGUGCCUCUCCACGUGUGCCGGCCAACCUUGGCUUCAGCAGGCCCAGUGAUCGACCCCGGCCAUCGGUGUGCAACUGCAACCAACUGAUGCCUGCAGGGUGGCUUUAGCUGUGCGCCACCACGGCACUGAGUUUUGAAUUAUGAACUACUAUAAGAACUCCCAUAGGAAUUCCUGCAAGAUAAGUAAGAAGAACCUUAUCAGUCUAAAAUGCCAUCUGGUCCAACAGCCUCAAAGAUAUAAAUAACUGCAGGUAUGAAGUAGGGAGCAAAGUUGGUCAGAAGUAGAGAACAAUGCCAGCAGGUAAUAAAAUAUUUUACCAGCAAGUGCUUUGAACACCAUACACCCAAAAGUUGACAAACAGGAAUCAAGUUUUCCGAAAUAUUUUUUGAAAAAUAAAAAAUACUCGGGAGCCAUUCCAUGUGAAAACAGCCUUUUUUGGAAAUCCUCCUAUAUCAUAGUCUCUGAUUUUCUUAUUCUUAUUGAUUUUCUUUUUAUGAAUUAUGAAUGCAAGCUGUUUUUUUCUUUUCCUGUGAAUUCUACUACUGUGAGUUCUGAGUUAUGCCUGUAUAUUGCAAAACAUAAUAGCAUAAAAUACAUUUGCGAAUUAGCAUUUCAUUUUAUAGCAUUUCAGCAGCCUGUAAAUCCUGUUCUAAUCAAGUUAUCGUCACCAAAUUUCUGAAGAAAAACCUGAAGAAAUAUGCCCAAAAAUAGAUAUUUUUUGCUGUUCUGA